AUUCAAUCGGCUAGUUUGCCAUGCUUGCCCCUGAUGCUCGCUUCCGAAAAUACUCAGACCUCGACUAUGUGAGUGGCAGAAGCGAAAUCGUCCAAGCCGGCCAGAGAACUGGAACAGAGCUUUGGGCCUGGGCCAUGGACUCUCUUUCCAUGGCCAUGCAUGCUUCCCCAGCGCGGAGGAGGAAUAGCUUCCCCAGAUUCGCGCUUGUCGGAAGCAAAGGCACUUCCUGAGUUGGAAGUCCAUAUUAUAAGAGCCAGCUUUGUGACCUCUCGUCAAGCAGUUCAGUCAUCGCCAUGUGGCAUCCAAACUUCCUUGGUGUUAAAAGCCUGCGGGGCGAUGUGCUUGUCACAGCUUAUAUGGUUGUCUGCGGCAUUGCGUUUAUCAUGUUCGGCUAUGAUCAAGCCGUGCUGGGGGCGCUGUCGGGCAAUCCGUCAUUCCUUGAACAUAUGGGUACCACCGAUCCUCUCAUUAUCGGAUGCAUCAUCGCCAUAUUCUCUAUUGGCGCCAUCGUUGGAAGCAUUGUCACACUGGUCUUCGGCUACCGCCUCGGCCGGCGCUGGCUUAUAUUUAUUGGAUGCUGCUUGCUCAUAAUUGGUGCAGCCCUACAAGCCGCAUCAUUCAGCCUGGGGCAGAUGAUUGCUGGCCGGGUGGUCGCUGGCAUAGGCGUGGGCUUCAUCAGCUGCACAAUCCCUCUGUUGAUCUCUGAGAUUGCAAGGCCCAACAGGCGUGGCAUUCUGAUAGCUGCACUAUUUACUCUCGCAGUGAUUGGCAUCGUGAUAGCCGACUGGAUGAUAUUUGGGCUUCUCAAGCACACUACGAAUCAGGAGCUCAUAUGGCGCUUUCCGGUCGCUUUCCAAGGCACCUUCGACAUUUUCACUGCACUUACGAUCUUCUUACUCCCCGAAUCGCCCAGAUGGUUGUAUGCUCAAGGUUACGACAAGGAGGCCACCAACAUAUUGGCACGUGUGUACAACGCAUCUGAACAUUCGCAAUUAGUGCAGGACACCUAUGACGCUCUCAAAGCAGAGGUAGAUGACGAGGAGAAACGCGAGGAAAAAGGCUUUGCUCUGUUUAAACAGUGCAUCGGGGCAAUGUUCUGGGAUACGACCGAUUUGAAGCUCGGAAGGCGGCUGCGCUUGUGCUUCUUCAUUAUGAUGCUGCAGGAGAUGAGUGGUCUCAACAUCAUCGUGCCAUAUACGAAUACCCUGUUCGGCAUUGACCUGAAAUUUGACGCUCUGACGUCUAUUAUGGUCGCGUCCAUCAUUCAAGUGGCGUGGGCCAUAUUCACUACUUGUGGAAUGUUCACAAUCGAGCGCUGGGGGCGAAGACCUACGCUCAUGAUUGGUACUGUGAUAUGCACUGUUGGUAUGACGGGUUUCACCAUUUCAAUCUCCAUCGGCACCAAAGCGGCCGGAUGGGCUGGCAUGGUGAUGUUGAUCGUCUUCUUCUUCGGUUUCGCCUUCGGCAUGCUUCCAAUGAGCUGGCUCUAUCCGUCCGAAAUCCUGCCACUGCACAUGCGCCACGUCGGCCUCGGCGUGGCGGGCAUCACGACCUGGCUCUUUACAUUCUUGACGGUUUUUACGGGCCCGAUAUCGUUUGAGGCAACAGGGUACAAGAUAUUCAUUCUCUACAUCAUCUUCAACGCCCUUGCUUUCCCAUACGCGUAUUUUCUGAUGGAGGAGACGAAAGACAAGACGUUGGAGGAGAUCAACCUCAUGUUCAGCCCGAUUGCUGCCGCCAGUAUCCGUGCUGCACAGGUAGAAAUUCCUGUUAGCGGCGAGAAGGAAUUGGGAGGGCAAGUUAUCGAGAAAGAGUAGCGGAUCCGCUGCCUGACAGGUGUGUUGCGAGAUGUUGGCAGUCAGCGUUGUUGAAGUCAGCUUGUAAGAGAGCUCUUCUCCCCUUCAGUUGACUGUAACAAACCACCCCUGAACAACUGCACGGCCUCCUUCUCCUCUCUUUACUCCCCAAAUCACGAACACAUUCCCGCCCUGAUCGCUCCAGACAUCACUAGCAAAUGAAUGAAGGCCUGCUCCUUCCUGCCAUGUUGCCGUGCUCUUCUCUUUGCUGUCCUUCCCCUCUCUCUUCUCCAUGUCGUCUUCGUCAACACCAACUUCAGUCUCAAUCUCGCACCUUGCCCAACGGAACUUCCCCGAACUCCACAACUCCAUCC
This is a messenger RNA of Cladophialophora immunda, 2170 nucleotides long. RefSeq lists its product as uncharacterized. The record is from RefSeq and is a predicted model, not a curated record. The transcript is spliced from 9 exons. Gene Ontology annotation, molecular function: carbohydrate:proton symporter activity. Gene Ontology annotation, cellular component: membrane. Bases 294 to 1817 code for a protein of 507 amino acids. Gene Ontology annotation, biological process: transmembrane transport; carbohydrate transport. Lineage: Eukaryota; Fungi; Ascomycota; Eurotiomycetes; Chaetothyriales; Herpotrichiellaceae.